CCGAUGCCCAAGCUGCCGCUCUCGCCUGUGCCCGAGCAGGAGGCCGACGCGGCGGGGGAGCGGCUCUCAGGGAACGCGUCCCCCGCGUCCCUCGCUCCGAGCGCCUUCAGCUUGCGGAACUCAGAGGCAAGGAGGAAAAAACCGCCUCCCCCCCCCGCAGUCGGACCUCAACUUCCUUUACUCCCGAGGCUGUGGGUGAUGGGAAUUGUAGUCCAGCGGCGAAUAAUAGACGGGACAGCCGAGUCAAACUGAUUAAAAACCCAAAAAAAAGGGGAAGGACCCGGCCGGGAUGGUAGACCUCGGCAGCACGCCAGCUGUGAUGAGGGCGGUUGUAGUCCAGUAUUGCUGAAAGGCUACUUUUUCAAGGUCCCCUGAUAUAUCAGAAUCCAAUUGCCAGGAAAACAGCGCCUGCUUGUUGGAGAAAACAUUAAACUGUUCUGAAGAAGAAGAAGAGGAUGAAGAAGAAGCAGAAGACGAUCAAAUGGAAGAGUGGGACACAGACCUUGAGAUAGAAAAAUCUACAAUAUGCUAUGAUCCUGCGGGGAAAGCCAGAUACCUUGCAAUCUGUCAAGCGUACGGCGUGGUCCCUAUCUCUUAUUUUUUACGGCAUAUGAAAGAUACUGAGCUGACUGUGAAGCAUCGUGGCCUUAGCCCUAAGGCAGCCAAAGCGCUCGCUCUUUCCCUGACCAGCAACACAUCCAUUGUGAAGCUGAACCUGAGUGACAACGGGCUGGAUGGAAACGGAGCAAUUGCGAUGGCGGAGAUGUUAAAGGAAAACUGCUACAUUUCAGAACUUGAUUUAUCAGAGAACAGAGUCGGGAUGAAAGGGGCAGAAGCUCUGUCUACAGUGCUUCGGGAAAAUCCAGUUCUUGUGACCGUGAAACUUUCAGGAAAUGAACUAAAUGACAGGGCAGCCAAAUACCUGGCAGAUGCUUUAGUGACCAAUCAGAAAGUGGAGCACCUUGAUCUGAGUCAUAACAUGCUUGGACAGCCAGCAGGCCUCUUUCCCGUUCCUUGUGUCUCCAUCUACACUGAACCAGGAGAGGCUCUUGGCGUGGCCAUGGCGGAAAAUGUGGGGCUGAAGAAACUCAACCUCAGCUGGAACAACUUUCGGGGCCAAGGAGCAGUAGCUGUCGCCAAAGGCUUGGGGGCAAAUAUAUUCCUUCGAGUCCUUGAUCUGUCAUAUAACGGCUUUGGCAACAGCGGUGCAGCUGCUCUGGGGGCAGCCCUGAAAAGCAACAAUGUGCUGGAAGAACUCCACAUCGGUAAUAAUCGCAUUGCUUUGGAAGGAGCUCUGGCGCUGGCUUUGGGCCUGAAAGGGAACAAGAACCUGAGGAAACUCAAGAUGUCCAGGAACCCCAUCCAGAAUGAAGGCUGCCUCGGGAUCCUCAAAGCCAUCAGAGUAAAUCCUGGAGCUGCUAUGGAACUUCUGGAUUUCUCAGCAAUUGUGGUGAAGCGGGACUUCGUCCAGGCGUGUGAGGCUGUCCAAGAACUUUUCCCAAGCCUUUUGAUCCACCACGAUGGAACCACUCGCUCGUUCGGAAGAAAACUUUCAAAGGUUUCCUAAAGAGGUUCCUGGUAGCUCUGGAAGAUCAGCCUUUUCUUGUGGA
Messenger RNA from Notechis scutatus (mainland tiger snake), 1610 nucleotides. Lineage: Eukaryota; Metazoa; Chordata; Lepidosauria; Squamata; Elapidae. The record is from RefSeq and is a predicted model, not a curated record.